Notolabrus celidotus (New Zealand spotty) is the source of this 2364-nucleotide messenger RNA. RefSeq names its product E3 ubiquitin-protein ligase TRIM58. The record is from RefSeq and is a predicted model, not a curated record. NCBI's taxonomy places the organism in Eukaryota, Metazoa, Chordata, Actinopteri, Labriformes, Labridae. The transcript has 6 exons. Gene Ontology annotation, molecular function: protein binding; zinc ion binding. The coding region runs from base 73 to 2088 and encodes 671 amino acids.
ACCUAACCCCAGCAACCUCAAUAUCACAGCAGGUUUGAUGCCCCGUUCAGAGCCUGGUUGCUUGCGCUCAAAAUGACCCUGCCUCUCCGCCGUGCAGGAAUGGCCACCACUGGGAACCUUUCAGAAGAGCAGGUGCACUGCUCCAUCUGUCUUGACGUCUUCACUAACCCCGUAUCCAUCCCCUGCGGACACAACUUCUGCCAGGGCUGCAUCCUGGGAUACUGGAAGACCAGUCCUUUGUACCAGUGUCCUAUGUGUAAGAAGUCCUUCUACAAGAGGCCUGAUAUUAGCAUUAACACGGUCCUGAGGGAGAUCGCAGAGCAGUUCAAGGAGAUCAGGGUGAGGACUGUUGAAGGGAAGUUGAACGAAGAGGAGGAGGAAGAAGAAGAAGAAGAGGGGAAAGGAAAGAAGUGGGUGAUGGAGAGGAAGAAAAAGGAGGAUGAGGAGAGGCUUUUAGAGAAGGAUCAGAAGCAGGAGUUGCUGGAGGAGCUCAAGCAGAAGCAAGAGGAGGACAGGAAGAAGAAGGAGAAGCAACAUGAGGAGUUACCACCGCUGAUCCCGCCAGUGGCAGCGCCCGCAACCUCUCCUCCAUCUACACCUCAAGCUGCAGCUCGAAGGCCGCCACCUCCUCCGCUGCCCCAGACCUCACCUCCUCCCUCACCUCUAAUCUCUGCUCCACCAGCUCCUCAACAGGUACCUACACCUCCUUCCUCUUCACCUCUACCUUCUUCCUGGGAGGAGGUCCUCUGUGAUGUAUGUCUGGGGGAAGGAAGGCCCAAAGCGGUCAAAUCCUGCCUCGUGUGUCUGACGUCUUACUGCGAGGAGCACCUGAAGUCACACUCCACCAGGUUCACCAAGCACAAGCUGAUAGAGCCGGUUGCGAACAUGGAGGACAGGAUGUGUCCGAAGCACGAGAGGCUCCUGGAGCUGUUCUGCAAGAAGGAUCAGACGUGUGUGUGCGUGCUGUGUACUGAGACGGACCACAGGGCUCACUACACUGUACCUGUGGAGAGGGAGUGGACAGAGAAGAAGGCUCAGUUGAAGAGGACAGAAAUAGACGUCCAGCAGAUGAUCCAGGACAGAGUGAAAAAGGUGGACGACAUCAAACACGCUGUAGAGCAUAACAAAGUCAGUGCUCAGAGAGAGAUUCAGGAAAGUGUGCAGGUCUUCUCAGAGCUGGUGCGCUCCAUCCAGAAGGCUCAGGCUGAGCUGGUUCUGUCCAUCGAGGAGAAGCAGAGGCAGGCGGAGAGGUGGGCUGAGAGCCUCAUGAUUGAGCUGGAGCAGGAGAUCUUUGAGUUAAAGAAGAGGAACACAGAGCUGGAAAACAUGGCUCGGACCGACCACAUUCACUUCUUAAAGAAUUUCCCAGCUCUUUGCACUCCUCCUGCUGUCAAAGACUGGUCCGAGACCAGUGUUCCCACUGACACCUGUGUAGGGAUGAUCCGGAGAUCCGUGUCCAAACUGGAGGCGAUGUUAAAUGAGAUGAUCGACAAACUGGCUGACAAUGAGAUAAAAAAGAUCCUUAAAUACACAGUGGACAUCACAUUAGAUCCGGACUCAGCCAACCCCUGGUUACAGCUCUCUCAGGACAGACAUCAGGUGAGACACCUGGGCGCAUGGCAGGACCUCCCAGACCACCCAGAGCGCUUCGACACUGUGGUCAUCGUCCUGGGCCGCGAGGGCUUCACCUCAGGGAGGCACUACUGGGAGGUCCAGGUGGGGGACAAAGACGACUGGUACCUUGGCGUAGCUAGGUCUACAGUCAACAGGAAGGGCAGGAUCUCUGUGAGCACCACGCAGGGCUACUGGGCUCUCGCCAUGAAGAAAGGCCAGGGGUACCGCGUGUCGACGACCCCGCAAAUCCUGCUCCCCCUCAACCCCAAACCAAAGCGAGUGGGCGUGUACGUGGACUACGAGGAGGGGCAAGUGUCUUUUUACGAUGUGAAGGCUCGGACUCAUAUUUAUACUUUCAAAGACACGUUCGGAGAGAAGAUCUUACCUUUCUUCUACCUGUACUGCUGCGACAAAGCCUCAGACACCAUGGUGAUCUGUCCUGUGAAUGAGAAAAGCCUGAUCAAGCAAAGCUAAUGACACACUGACGUUAAAAACAACACUAAAACACAACGUGAAGAGAGACUGUUAUUGAGAUGAAUGUGCCUUUCAGGAUAUUAUUACAAGUGUUAUGUUUCAUGUAUUGUUAUUAACCUUCAUGUAUCUACAAAUGCAUUCAUUAUACAAGUAAUCAGCUCACGGAAACUCCAACCUUAAAGCUGCAGUAAGGGAUUUUUAUCUUGUUGUGAAUCAGCCUGAAACUCAUACGGACAUCUCUGUUUGAUCUACAAAGCAAAGUGACCUUCAGCGACA